UGAAAACGUUACAGUUGUUUGACAAUACGAUGUUAUUUAAUAAUAUGUAUGAAUGAAAUGAUCAUCGUAAUAAACGAAUGUCUUUAAUUAAGUGUGAUUAAUUAAGUAAAUUGUUAGUGGUCAAUGUGUUAUAAAUGGUUUUAUUUCUUAUCAUUUGUGAAUUAUAAUCACAUUUAAUUUUUAUUUGAUUUCAUUUCAUCAAUGAAAUGAUGAACCAAAUCUUACCUAAAGACAUUCAAUAUGUACAAAAGGUUUUGAUGUCGUUAAUUUUUUUAUGUGUUACACAAUUAUUUAUUUAUUUGAACCAUGUACAACCUUAUUAUUUCAUUGACGAGGUUUUUCACGUACCUCAGACUUUGCGAUAUUGCGCUGGCAAUUUUACACAGUGGGACCCUAAAAUUACCACUUUACCUGGGUUAUACCUAAUUGCAACUCUGAUAUUAUCACCCUUAAAACUCUGUAAUAUUUUUUAUAUGAGAUGCAUAAAUUUGUUUGGAACAUUUCUAAAUCUCUAUCUUGCUCACAGAAUAAUUAAACAAAUUUCAAUAACUCAUUGGACGCAAAGAUGGAAUGAUUGGAUGAAAUUUACUGUGGCUUGUAACAUUAUGUUUUUUCCACCGUUAUUUUUUUGGCAUUUUCUAUAUUAUACAGAUGUUGCAUCAGUUAAUGCAAUAUUACUAAUGUUAUUGUUACAUUUAUAUAAAAAAUUUAAAAUGGCAGCUUUAGUAGGUUUUUUGUCUGUGUUAAUUCGACAGACAAAUAUUAUUUGGGUUGUAUUUAUUACUAUGGAACAUUUAUUUGAUUUAUUAGAUCAUAAAAUGCACAAACCAAUUUCACAUGAACAGUAUACUUCAAUAAUGUAUUUAAGAUUGUUAUGGGAAAAAAUAAUGCAAGAAACAUGUCAAGGAUGGAAGUUAUUUAUAAAGUUUAUCGUUCAGUUGGGUGUACAAUUGUUCCCAUACAUUGUAGUAUGUUUUAUGUUUAUUGCUUUUGUUGUAUGGAACAAAGCAAUUGUAGUUGGAGAUAAAACAGCUCAUGUUCCCACUGUUCAUAUUCCUCAAUUGUUAUAUUUUUCUACUUUCCUAUUUUGCUUUUUAUGGCCACACAUGAUUAUUUACUGGAAAGAUUACUUAAAGUUUAUUAGUAAACACUGGGUGUUUGCAAGCUGUAUCUUGAUUCUUUUAACUAUAAUUGUUCAUUUUAAUACUCUUGUACACCCAUAUAUGUUGGCUGAUAAUAGACAUUAUGUAUUUUAUUUUUGGAAUAGGUUAAUGGGAAGAUAUAAACAAUUUAAAUAUCUUUUGGUACCAAUAUACUCAUUCACUUUAUAUACAAUGUUUCACGGACUUAAACAUUUAAGAUUUAUGACACAAAUUAAUUACAUCAUUAUGAUUUCUGUAGUACUUAUUCCUCAGUUACUAAUAGAAUCACGUUAUUUUAUUAUUCCAUAUAUACUUUAUCGGUUCCUUGUUAAGGAACCAAAGAAGUGGCAAAUUAUUGCAGAAUCAAUAACUGUAAUUAUAGUAAACUUUUUACAAUUCUAUAUCUUUGUCAAUAAAGUUUUCUAUUGGAAUGAUCAGCCGUAUCCUCAAAGAAUUUCGUGGUAAAUUAAAAGGUGAAAUUUUAUGACUACAAACUUGUUAUUUGUUUAAUAAAUUCUAAGAUUUCCAAAA
Bombus pascuorum is the source of this 1673-nucleotide messenger RNA. RefSeq names its product putative Dol-P-Glc:Glc(2)Man(9)GlcNAc(2)-PP-Dol alpha-1,2-glucosyltransferase (gene Alg10). Gene Ontology annotation, biological process: protein N-linked glycosylation; dolichol-linked oligosaccharide biosynthetic process. The transcript is spliced from 4 exons. The record is from RefSeq and is a predicted model, not a curated record. Lineage: Eukaryota; Metazoa; Arthropoda; Insecta; Hymenoptera; Apidae. Gene Ontology annotation, cellular component: endoplasmic reticulum. Gene Ontology annotation, molecular function: dolichyl pyrophosphate Glc2Man9GlcNAc2 alpha-1,2-glucosyltransferase activity. Bases 207 to 1607 code for a protein of 466 amino acids.